AUGUUGUUUCUUGUGCAUUUUACCGUGGCGGUUCUGCUCAUGCUUAGUCACCAAACACUGGCAUCAGACACGAACAUUGAAUCUGGUGCCGUAUGUCGCGUCUCUGGCCAGCUCGGGCGGUGCGAUCACUUCAAGAACGAUCCCACCUACCUGAGGAUGCUGAUGAAUCACGCCUUGGCGGAAGCGGAAGUCGAGCUCUUGCAGCGACUCGUUUGCAAUCGACGGAAAGGGUUGAUUUGUCGGCUUGGCAAGAUCAAUGACGAUGGGUGCGGUGUUCAGAUGGAGGAUCGCAUCGUCGGUGGCCAGAGGGCGGGCAUCGAUCAGUACCCGUGGAUGGCGGCGCUGCAGUACAUCAACCACCGGAAGGGCACGAAACGAUUUUCGUGUGGUGGAGCGCUUCUAAACCGUAGGUUCGUCCUUUCGGCGGCGCAUUGUUUUGUGCGGCUUCCCGCGGGCGUUGAGCUGUACAAAGUGCGCCUCGGUGAGUGGGACACAGAAUCCGAACGAGAUUGCGAGGACGAAGAGGAUGAGCUCUCUUGUGCCGCAGCAGUACAGGACUUCGGUUACGAUCGGUUGAUCAUCCACGAGCAUUACACGGGAACCCAUACGGAUCGUGCCAACGAUAUUGCUCUGAUUAAGCUGGAUGGGUUAGUAGAAUACAAUCCAUUCGUAAAGCCAAUCUGCCUACCGGAACCUAACACACCCAACAAGGAGAAGCUGUAUUUUGGUAACAUGUGGGCCGCUGGAUGGGGCCGCACGGAAACAGCUUCCGGCAGUCGAUUUAAGAUGUUCGUCGCACUCAAUCAGUUCGAUCUGCAAGCGUGCAAUGCGACUUAUAUGAAUCGAGCAAAGAUACCCCUCACUGAAUCUCAGUUCUGCGCCAUGGGUGCACCGGGAAAGGAUACGUGCAACGGUGACUCCGGUGGACCGCUGAUGAAAACGAUCCAGUCGCUCCAUUACGUCGUCGGGGUUGUGAGUUUUGGACCGCAAAAAUGUGCCACAACCAUGCCGGCCGUCUAUACGAGGGUGGACAAGUUCUACGACUGGAUCACGAGCCACAUGGUGGAGGUCGAUAAUUAA
This is a messenger RNA of Anopheles nili, 1080 nucleotides long. RefSeq names its product CLIP domain-containing serine protease B4-like. The transcript is spliced from 4 exons. Gene Ontology annotation, biological process: proteolysis. NCBI's taxonomy places the organism in Eukaryota, Metazoa, Arthropoda, Insecta, Diptera, Culicidae. Gene Ontology annotation, molecular function: serine-type endopeptidase activity. The coding region runs from base 1 to 1080 and encodes 359 amino acids. The record is from RefSeq and is a predicted model, not a curated record.